Meleagris gallopavo (turkey) is the source of this 2347-nucleotide messenger RNA. The record is from RefSeq and is a predicted model, not a curated record. NCBI's taxonomy places the organism in Eukaryota, Metazoa, Chordata, Aves, Galliformes, Phasianidae.
ACGUCGCACAAAGUACCCUCCUCCUUCUCUCCCCAUUUGUCCGCCUCACAAAGGCGUUCGCACCUACAAAGCCGGAGAUGCACCUGCCAGCGAGGCAGCUCCCCUCGCCUGCGGCUCCCCUCGGGGCGGCACUUUAUUUGCAAAGCGGCGUAAUUGGUUUAAGCUUGCGGGGAAAGAAGGAGAGACGGAGGUGGGAGAGGGGAGGGAGGAAGUUCCCCCUCAUAGACGGACAGGACAAGCUCUAGGAGGGCUCACUGGAAAUGAAAUGAGAAACUCUAUGAGUCACCACGCUGAGCGGUAACACUCUAGACACCCAAUAAAUGCGGCCAGAGACUCGAAUGUGGAUCCACCGAGGUCAGCCUCCGCCUGACAAACACCAGAGAGCGUUUCAGCUCGUUGCACAGAUGGAUCAGCGCGCCUCAGGCGCUGACAGCCGCUCCUGGAAAUCCCCCUCCAGCCCCGGCGGCCGGAAGCCUCCCGUGUGCGCAGCGGCGGAGCGCGGCGGUGCGGUGCUUCCCGUCGGGCCGGGGCUCAGCGCCGUGAGGGAUGCGCGGGGAAACCGGCUCGACGGGACCGUGUCCUUCCGCAGCCCUCGAGGGGAAGGGAGAGCAGGGCUCUGCGGGGAUGGAGGACAUAGAAAGACUUCUGCCAUUCUAGCCGUUAGAACGGAUGGCACCAGGGCCGGCACCGCGCGGGAACUCCGCACAAACCGGGAGCCCCGGCCCCGCGCUGCACGGGCACUGACCCACUCGCGGGAUGGGAAAUGGAAUAGUGGACGGGAACCUCUCGGCAGCGUCCGUGCGGGGCAGGUUACAAUCUCGGGAAGGAACCUCGAGACUGCAUCAGAAUGCCUUCCCUGUUCAUCGCUGUUCGGCCACCUUUCCAUUUCCCCGGCUCUGACUCCUGCCCACCCAUCCCUUCCGGCGGUAGGAAACUCCCGUUCCACCCGUUUCCGACCUGGAAUCCCCCCUCCACGUAAAAGUGAACACAGGAAUCGUGUGCGAACCGCGCCGGUGCCCGCAGCCGGAUGGAAGCCCCGGGACGCUGUCAGCGGCGGCCGGCGGCAGCCCCGCACCGAGGGACGCACCGUGCAGCCCCUGCCGGACUCUGCCUCCCCUUCUUCACCCGCCCUGAGCCGCAGGGCCGCCCUCCGGCCACAACCCCGCCGGCAUCAUUCAGCACACAGGUAGUGACUUGAUACGCUCCUGACACAGAAAAAAAUACGUUGCCUACACCCGAAAGCCCUCGCAUAUCACAGCCCAAUUAAAGGAGAAAGAAGCACAAAUAACGAAAUGAAAAGCUACACAUAACCUACUGUCCGACGGCCGCAGAAAUCACAGUAAGAAGCCCCUGGGUUUGGAUUACUUUUUCUUCAGUGCAACAGUAUAGUUCUUAAGCAGGUAAAUCACACGCCGGUGUAUUCAGUCACUUCAUUUUUGUUAAUAGGGCUGGCUGUGGGCUUGCAGAACUUGAGCUAGCAGGAUGCCCACCCAGCUGUGUAUUGUUGGCAAAGUCUGUUUUUCUCUUCAUAAAAAUAAAUGCAUUUCACGCUUCUCACUUGAAUCAAGAAGAGCUAUAUUGUAUGCAUUUCAAUUAGUGGCUGUAUUAUUUAUGUUAUAUUUCCUGAAACGUGAGUGGCAAUGCUUCUGACGCUUAUUUCAAUCAGUGUGCCAAUUCUGCAGCCACUGUCCCUUUUUGAAAGUUUUGUUUGCAAAUUUUUUAAAAACUGUUUUUUAUUUCAAAGUAACUGCAGUAAUAAGGCACAAAAGAAGCAAUAUCAGAAGAGAUGGGACUACGCAUAGAUAAAUAUACUUAAUUGGCACCCAGCUUGUAGAGUUUCACCUGAAUAGAAAAAUUAUUUUUUUAAAUAAUUUUUUUAAAUAAAACAUGCACAGACUUCUGCAACACACAUAUAAGGAAUAAAGAAAUCAAAAUCUGCACAGUUAGUCUACUAAAAUCAGUAUCAGACACACUUUUGUGUAGAACCUAGAACUUAGAGAGUGACUUUGUGGACCACUGUCUGUCCAUCUUUUCCAAUAUUAUCUGCUGAUUGAACAAAAAGUAUUUUCAUACCCCAUGAAUCUUCAAGCACUGCAAUGAGUUCUCUGGGACAAUAUCUAUUUCCCUGAUAUAAACCAAAUAUUGCUGUACUGGUCAACUGAUGCAGAGCUGAUCAGCGACUUGGGAUAUUCAUGUCAACAGAAACACAUCAUUUCUUCUGUGAACUGACCUGCCUAUGCAGAAGAUUGAAUUGGCAACCUGGAUUUAGCACCACAUUUUUAAUUUUUUAAUUCGUAUUUUCCUUACCUAAAAAUAAAUAAAUGAAAUAAAAGAUUAUUUUCCCUUC